Vicugna pacos (alpaca) is the source of this 716-nucleotide messenger RNA. The record is from RefSeq and is a predicted model, not a curated record. NCBI's taxonomy places the organism in Eukaryota, Metazoa, Chordata, Mammalia, Artiodactyla, Camelidae.
AGGCUCCUGCGCCAUGAAGGUGAAGAUCAAGUGCUGGAACGGCGUGGCCACUUGGCUCUGGGUAGCCAACGACGAGAACUGCGGCAUCUGCCGGAUGGCCUUCAACGGCUGCUGCCCGGACUCACUGCUGCCCCUGCUCCCACUUAGGCUUGACUCAGGUUGGACUAAGAUAUAAGGAGCCCGUGCUGCUGUUGCGCGCCCCGCUGCUCGCCGCCACCGAGUCCCCAUGGCCCGGCCUAUGACGCUGGUGGUCGCUGCCCUGGCGCUGUGCCUAAUGCUGACGCCUGCGGGCCUUGCGUGGUACAAACAGGCAGCGGGGCUGGGCUACUAUUCGGUGGGCCGUGCCGCUGGGCUGCUGUCCGGCCUCCGCAGGUCACCGUACGCACGGCGCUCCGAGCCCCCCCUGGGCACGAAACCCCCAGGCCAAGCCUUCACCUUCCGGGAGCUGCGCCCCAGGCUGCGGGGCCUCACCGUGUGCGUCGAGGACGUCACCCCGAACCUGCAGAGCUGCGAACGGCUGCCCGACGGCCGUGCCACCUUCCAGUGCGAGGCAGACGUCUUCUUGUCACUCCGCGCAGCCGACUGUCACAGUGCCUGAGCCCUAACCUGGAAACCUGGAUCUGGCCUGGCUCCCGCGGGCACCCCGGCCCCUGCCCCAGCAGGAGAUGGUACCCAGUACCACCCACCUGUCCCCGCAGUAAACAGCUUAAUGAGUA